Molecule: messenger RNA, 604 nt
Organism: Melanaphis sacchari
Lineage: Eukaryota; Metazoa; Arthropoda; Insecta; Hemiptera; Aphididae
Exons: 2
Coding region: 170-604 (144 amino acids)
Source: RefSeq, a predicted model, not a curated record
CCGCCGCAACGCUGUUCGCGUUCGAAACACCAUCAGGGAGUUUGUGUGUUACCGUCUGGCCAUUCGAUAUACUGGAAACAAUGGACAUGGGAAUGACGGCCAAACGUUUAGUUUAUUACAUGCUGGUGGUUUUUUAUUACAGCAAUACGUGUGUGAUCAGUACGUUCGGAUGGAAGCGAACAAUUUGCGCUACACCAGACUCAAUCAGAAAGCGCUGUUCGCCGAAGCGUAUCAGGGGCUUGUGGACCACAUAAACCAACAGCAUCAUGUCGAUGAAAUCAACCCCGUCGGUCGCAGGAUGAUUUUGCCUUCGACGUUUGUGGGUGGUCCCCGUUACAUGAAACAAUGUUACCAUGACGCGAUGGCCAUUGUGCGUAAGUACAGUAAACCUGACCUGUUCAUAACUUUUACAUGUAACCCUAAGUGGCCAGAAAUCGUAGACAACAUUCCGCAUUGGUUGAAAGCUAACGACAGGCCCGAUCUGGUGGCGAGGGUGUUCCACGCAAAACUAAAGCAGCUGAUGCGUGAUAUAACAACUGAUAAGGUAUUUGAAACGCGGUCUUCCGCACGCACACAUACUCAUCAUCUUGCACGAGGACAAUAA